ACUUAAUUGGGAGCGCAGGUGGGGGCGGAGUGUUGCUUGGUGCGCGUGUCUGAGUGCAGGGCUGUGUGCGCACCGCCCAUCCUAAUCCUCCUUCUCUCCCCUGUCCUCGUGUGUAUAUUAGGGGAUGCGUGGGUAUAGAACAGCCUGCCUAGAGUCCCAGUGUUCUUGGGUCUGUGUGUGGUCGAUCUGUUUCGGCGUGUGUGAUGCUCGUGUGUUACUGGUGCGCAGGUACUUGCGUAUGUGUUGGGUGUGUACGUUAUCAGGGCUCCCUAAUCUGUAGAAUAAGGGUGGUUCUCCGAUUGGUUUUUGAAGGAGGAAAAUCUUUAUAAUGGUGGGGAGAAUCAUAAGACGCAGAUCUCCCAAACCAGAGCCAGUCAGAGCCGUUUUAUGUGCUGCUCAGGCGGCUCCCUGAUUUAAGGGGUUCUCUUCCCUUGGGUUCUUACUCUGCCCGAGAGGCUGCACCUCUCUCCCCCACCACCCUGGAACACUUGGUGGCUGAGCUUCUUCGAGACGCAGAAACGGAGCUGAGCAGGAAAUUUUGUCCUCUCCAGAAGCCAACAUAGACACUAUCCAAGUAGCCCCUGCUUUUUUAUAGCAGGAACAGGAAAUGGACCAUCUCCCUUGUCAUUGAUAUCUACUGAUGACAUUCAGAAAGACAUGCACACCAUAAUUAAAGUAGCCAGACAGACUGCUCUGUCCUCUACCUCACCACCACUGGAGUCCCUGUCCUGGAUAGGUAACAUCCAAUAAGUGAUUCGUCAGAGAGUGGCAUGCUGUCCCGUCUGGGUGAUCUGCUCUUCUACACUAUUGCUGAGGGACAGGAACGAAUCCCUAUCCACAAGUUCACUACUGCACUGAAGGCCACUGGACUGCAGACGUCAGAUCCCCGGCUCCGGGACUGCAUGAGCCAGAUGCGCCGCAUGGUUCGAGAGACCAGCAGUGGUGGCCUCUUGGACCGAGAUCUCUUCCGAAAGUGUGUGAGCAGGAACAUUGUGCUCCUGACCCAGGCAUUCCGAAAGAAGUUCGUCAUUCCUGAUUUUGAGGAGUUCACGAGCCAUGUGGACCGCAUCUUUGAGGAUGCCAAAGAGCUCACUGGAGGCAAAGUGGCGGCCUACAUCCCUCAGCUGGCCAAGUCAAAUCCAGAUCUGUGGGGCGUCUCCCUGUGCACUGUGGACGGUCAGCGGCACUCCGUGGGCCACACAAAGAUCCCCUUCUGCCUGCAGUCCUGUGUGAAGCCCCUCACCUAUGCCAUCUCCAUAAGCACCCUAGGCACUGACUACGUGCACAAGUUCGUGGGCAAGGAGCCCAGCGGCCUGCGCUACAAUAAGCUCUCCCUCAAUGAGGAAGGAAUCCCCCAUAACCCCAUGGUCAAUGCUGGUGCCAUUGUUGUGAGCUCCCUGAUCAAGAUGGACUGUAACAAAGCAGAGAAGUUUGAUUUUGUCUUGCAGUAUCUGAAUAAAAUGGCUGGGAAUGAAUACAUGGGUUUCAGCAAUGCCACAUUCCAGUCAGAGAAGGAAACAGGGGAUCGGAAUUAUGCCAUCGGCUAUUAUCUAAAGGAAAAGAAGUGCUUUCCUAAAGGGGUGGACAUGAUGGCUGCCCUGGAUCUCUACUUCCAGCUGUGCUCCGUGGAGGUGACCUGUGAAUCAGGCAGUGUCAUGGCAGCCACCCUGGCCAAUGGCGGGAUCUGCCCCAUCACAGGCGAGAGCGUGCUGAGCGCUGAAGCAGUGCGCAACACCCUCAGCCUCAUGCACUCCUGCGGCAUGUAUGACCUCUCGGGCCAGUUUGCUUUCCAUGUGGGCCUGCCAGCCAAGUCAGCUGUGUCAGGAGCCAUCCUCCUGGUGGUGCCCAAUAUCAUGGGAAUGAUGUGUCUAUCACCUCCCCUGGACAAGCUGGGGAACAGCUAUAGGGGUGUCAGCUUCUGCCAAAAGUUGGUAUCUCUCUUCAAUUUCCACAACUAUGACAACCUGAGGCACUGCGCUCGGAAAUUAGACCCACGGCGUGAAGGAGGAGAAGUUCGGAACAAAACUGUGGUGAACCUGUUAUUUGCUGCCUAUAGUGGAGAUGUCUCAGCUCUUCGAAGGUUUGCCUUGUCAGCCAUGGACAUGGAACAGAAAGACUAUGACUCCCGCACAGCCCUGCAUGUUGCUGCAGCUGAAGGACACACUGAAGUUGUUAAAUUCCUUAUUGAGGCUUGCAAAGUGAAUCCUUUUGUCAAGGACAGGUGGGGCAACAUCCCCCUGGAUGAUGCUGUGCAGUUCAACCACCUGGAGGUGGUUAAACUGCUCCAAGAUUACCAGGACUCAUACACACCAUCUGAGACUCAGGCUGAAGCAACAGCUGAGGCCCUGUCCAAAGAGAACUUAGAGAGCAUGGUGUGAGCAUGGGGCAUGCACAGUCCCUGCAUAAGAGAAGCACGAGCUGGCCACACACUUAACAUAUAACCACCAAACAUGCUACAGAGGGCCGCACUGCUUCAGUGGUGGUGGGGGGGGGCGGGGGGGGCAGUGCUUUCAGUGAGAGUCAAAAUACCCCAUUCCCUUGCCAGACAGAGUAUAGAGAAGUGCCUUUGUGGACUCCUGCAGUAGAGCUAUCCAUGAAGAUUGUGGGCUUCUUUAAGGGACAGCCUAAUGGCUUAGCCCACUCCAGAUCAUCCCAGGUCUUCACGCAGGUCCCCUCUUCCUCUCUCUGAAGAAGCCAUUAUGAGAGAGAGAUACUCUGGUAAGGGGCUCUAGCCACCACGCACAUGUAUAUAUCCACAGAGAAAGAGAGGAGCUAUGCACCAGGCUUUAGUCGUCUGGAGAGAUCUGCCCCCCUUGACCAGGAAGUGCUGCUACUGCUAACAGCAAUUUUAUAGACAGAGGAAGUAUUUUGUGCUCAAAUAAACUUUAAUUACACAAAU
Messenger RNA from Orcinus orca (killer whale), 2899 nucleotides. It is a transcript of the gene GLS2, whose product is annotated as glutaminase 2. Bases 771 to 2378 code for a protein of 535 amino acids. Gene Ontology annotation, biological process: L-glutamine catabolic process. Gene Ontology annotation, molecular function: protein binding; glutaminase activity. The record is from RefSeq and is a predicted model, not a curated record. The transcript is spliced from 18 exons. NCBI's taxonomy places the organism in Eukaryota, Metazoa, Chordata, Mammalia, Artiodactyla, Delphinidae.